CUGAACCCAAAAACCCAUAACCUUCACGAUCCCUGCCGCUGCGUCCUCACCUCUUUUUCAACUCGGAGCCUACCAGUCACUUCUCAUUGCAUCUCUCCGGGUCUCACCCCAUAGCCUGAGAUCGGAGAAAGAAAGAGACACGCAGCCAAACACACACACACACACACACACACACAGAAUUAGAAUUUCGAUUAUACCGUCCAGCAAAUGUCAUCGUCCAACCUGUCCCUAUCUCCUACCUGUCAGUCUCUAUACUUCAAUCCUCAACUGAGACCACAUACGCACACACACAUGUACACCAUUGUCGUCCACCUUUCCGUUCCUUCUCCCGUUCACCUCAGCUUGACACCCCGGCCCGACCUGGCCUGGACUGUACCUUGCCAGAAGUACCUCCCACACACAGGCGCAUACACCCCACUGACGCCAUACACACAGCUUCUGAGGGGUACAUAUCGGUACCACCAGUCGCCCAUCACUACCACCUCCCGCUUACCUUAUUCACCCACCACUAACUGCACCUAAGGUACUUACUGAAUUUAGGUACCCACGUACCGUACCGGGGCCCUGGCCUGUUUCCUUGCGUUUUCUUCCCUCUUUCCCUCUCCGGUGCUCGGUGCACGUACCCUUAAAUCUUGACCGACCGACCUUAUUUUUUAUUCGUGCUCCUUCGGCCUCGGCCCUCAUCCUCCCACCUUCACACACCUCGAAUCGAGACGGUCCUCCACCGAAAAUCAAACACGUCGUCUUUGUCCUUCUCUUUCAUAUUGUUUCCUCCAUUCCGCGCCGUCUCUGUGGUGUUUCUGCCCAUCUUCCGGGUCUCAAUUGCUGCUCCUUCGCCCUCGGCGCAUUCUGGUUUUGGCUGCUCCCCGCCUCCGAGGACCCAUUUCUUUUACCCCUCACUUUUCUCUGUUCGCUCACUCGCGUCGGUGAAUCUCGGUGGGGCUCUCCUCACACAAUCUGCUCCAACUUCAAAGAAAACGCGCGACAGCCACGCGGAGCAAAAGUAAAGAGAGAAAAAGGGAGAGAGAGGGAAAGAGGCAGAGACAGUCAGACUUAGAGAAAGACAUCGGGGGGUUUUGCUCGCCACAGCUCUUCUUCUUCUUCUUUUUCUAUUCCUUACCUACCCACCACACACACACACACAACGCACACCGAGGAUGGGUCGAGGGUAGUUGCUGCUGUGACAAAGGGAUUCAAACAACACAUUUGCAACCAUGCAUCCGGCUCCGAGCCUGUUGGAGGCGCCUCCGAAAAAUGGCAGCGAGGAAUCUGGCAACAGACCCCAAACUGGCUCACCUUCAUUGUCGCAUCAUGAGCUGCCUCAGUCUCAACAAUCUCCCAUCCAACAACAGGUGCAGCCGUCGCUCCAACAGCAGCCUCAGCAGCAACAACAAGAACAACAACAACAUCAGCAGCAGCAGCAGCAGAUCACACCUCAGCAACGCCAGUCUUCACAGCAACCUCCUCCCAACCCCGGCCAGUCGGCUUCUCCUCCCCUGAGGAAGGACACCAACUCGUCCAUUUCAACCCAGGCUACUGCGGCCUCCGCAGUCACCAAUAUGUCCGCGGACACAAGCAACACAUCGUACAGUGCCGACACCUCUCCUAACUUAACAUCCAUAUUCCAUGUCAAGGAUGGCUCCGACGUCUCUAACCGGGUCCGCGCGAGCAGGAGGCGAACCGGUCCUUUGUCCCAACAGCAGAGAGAGAAAGCCGCCCUCAUAAGAAAGCUCGGCGCUUGCAAUGACUGUCGUCGUAGGAGAGUUGCAUGUCACCCCAGCCAUCACAAUAUGACCUGGGAGGACGCCGUCAGAAAAUAUCAUAGGUCUCAUAGUCCGACGAUCCAGGAUAUCGCCCCCUCCAUGUCUGCCCAGCGCCCACUUAGUCCUGCUCCUGUCAUGAACAACGUAAAGUCAAUGUACGCCCAGGACCCCCAGGAGAUGGACAUAGACUCCCCAACACCUCCAGGACAGCACCGAUUAAGCGAAUCCCGCAUUCGCACGCCGCUCCCGACCGGUCCCAGGCUGGACAAGCCUCCAAUGUUACCCGGCAUCGAGAGUCUCAAGUCGGACCUGCAGACCAACGUUUCGAGGAUACUAUCUACACCCAGCCGCAGCCGCUACUCCAGUGCACAGGUUCUACUGCUGUACUGGCAAGAUGACCCUGAUGUUAGUGUCGGGAAUUCCGUCAAGGAACUUGGGGAAGUCUUUGACCAGUAUUACCGGUAUACGUUUUCCAUCACCACGAUCCCGCCUGCUUCGGAGGCUUGCAAAAGCCCCUGGAGAUGGCUUUCGCGGAAGAUCACCGAUUUUGUCGAGGACCGCGACCAACGGGACGUCUUGAAGAUUGUCUACUACAACGGCCACUCCUAUCUGGACGGGAACCGGGAGAUGGUACUCGCCAGCUCCAAGGACAAGGACAAGGCCGAGACGAUUCGAUGGAGUGGUAUCCAGCAAGUAUUCGAGGAAGCGUGUUCGGACACGCUAAUUAUCAUGGACGCGGCCUUUUUUCCGUCUUCCAAGAUGCACCGUCAACAGGGCGUUUUGGAACUAGUGGCCGCGGCCGUAUCGGAGGAGCACUUCGACGCCUUGGAUCGCUGCACCUUCACCAAGGUUCUCACCGAACACCUUAAGACGCGCGCCUCGCAACGCUUCACAAGCCCCUUCUCGGCUGCGGAGCUUCACUCGAAGCUGCUCUCCAACUACCCGUCUCUCGUGCAGGACAAGAAUCCCGAAAAGGAAACCAUCACGAGCUUUCCCUCGCCGCUGCAUAUGCAGGUAUCCGGAAACGCUCGGCUGCCUUCGAUCCUCCUCGCCCCGCUCAAUAUCGGCCCCUUGAGGACGAGCUUGCCGUUCGGUACAGAGGGCCAGCAGCUCGUGCUGUCUUUCCGCAUAGGCGACGAGCCCAUGGACAUCGACAACUGGACCGAGUGGCUCAGGAUGAUGCCUGAGGGGGUCAAGGAUGUGAGGGUUGACGGCCCUUUCCGGCCGUCCAGGUAGCCUGUCGUCAGCUCUGGGCUCCUUCUGGAAGCUCGAAACCAGCCGUCAAGAAUAGCCCGGCGGCACAUUAGCGCCACUCAUACGUUUUUCAAACUCUCUUGGGCUCUUCAGACGGGAACAUAGUCCGACAAAGAGCACCAUCAGGCAAAGCGAGGAAAUAAAACAAGACGGGUAACGAGAACCCCGCCAUCGAGAUUGUGGACGAUGCUGCAUUGCAUUACAUGUAUGCACUCGCUCACCUCUGGCGCUGUUUAAGUUUUCCCAGUCUCCUCGCCUCCGCUAUCGACCCCAAUCCUCCCACCAGCCCCUUAUCGGACUGGCUUUUAAGUCUUCAUGACUUAUCUUUAUCUUCACGACAUAUUUUGCAUCAUUCAUCCCUCCCUCCAGUCAGAUUCGGGGGAGGGCGAAGGUCGGGGAGUCGGAGAGUCAAUCACCAAUUCAUACGUACACCAACACUCAACAGACAUUUGAACCCAGUGUUGUUUUUGGAAUCGGGUUUGAGACGUCGAGGAAGUCUUAUACCACCACCGAGGAGUGCUUCUGUUUCCGGCGCGGAAAUCAUGGAAAGGGAAGCAGACAACUGAGCCCGGAUGGGAAAGCAUGCAUUGCAGGCGGCAGAUCCAAAGCGCACGUCGUUUGUCCAAUGGCUGAUUUUUUUUAAAGAACUUUGCAUUAGUUGAUAUCCCAAACUCGCCGUUCUGCCGACGAAUUAAGCCUCAGGAACCUGGAAACCUUUGCGUUAUGAUAAUCCGUGGUCCAAAUCCGAAACGGACGUUUCACUCCAGUAUGCUGAUUUGCUACUACUCUCAGGGGAGCGACGAUGUAACGACGCACAAGACUGAAUAUAAAGAAUAAAAGGGGAAGAAGAUGAAGGGAAAGGGUCCUCGGACCAUGCUUGUGGUAUACAGAAACGGCCGUUAAAAACUGCGCACAGUAACAAAAGUCCAAAUCCUACUCGCCAC
Messenger RNA from Colletotrichum destructivum, 3961 nucleotides. RefSeq lists its product as uncharacterized. NCBI's taxonomy places the organism in Eukaryota, Fungi, Ascomycota, Sordariomycetes, Glomerellales, Glomerellaceae. The record is from RefSeq and is a predicted model, not a curated record. The transcript has 3 exons. Bases 1215 to 2999 code for a protein of 594 amino acids.